GUCUGUUCAAAGGCCAAUAUUAUUUACUGUGUCCCACACAUUUGUGCUGCACCAUUUGGAGUUCAUCAAGGAAAUAUGAACUCUGCGACAAUGUAGCCCGAUUAUUUCAAUCUGUUGGGAGUUUCGGCCAUAUUUUUUUGGUGGAAGGAUUUGAAGGAGAUGCGGGGUAUGGCAGGUAGACACCAAACUGGUGUUUUCCUUUGAUAUAUUAGAUGAACAGCGAGGCUCCGCCACUUUAGUAUAUCCCCUUUUUCAUCCAGAAUUUACAACUAAGUACUCUCCCUUUAUAUAUUAGAGAAAAGAUGACUAUAUUCUUCAAAGAGACCUAAGCAGCAGUAUUUUUAAAGAUAUCAAAUGGAAGGAUUUGUUGUACCACUUUGCAUAUUGUCUCUAUUUUCCAUCUUAAUUACCUCCAAUGGUGUAGACACCAUAACUACAACAAAGUCACUUGCAGAUGGCGAGACCAUAGUUUCAUCGGGCGGACUCUUCGAACUGGGUUUUUUCAGCCCGGGAAAUUCCACGAAACGGUACGUGGGAAUAUGGUACAGGGCAUUAUAUUACAAGGAAAUACCAAGAACGGCAGUGGUAUGGGUUGCCAACCGAGAAACACCACUCUUGGACACAUCAGGUGUGCUAAAGCUCACGAGCCGAGGAAUUCUAGUCCUUGUAAAUGGAACUAAUGACACCAUAUGGUCUACUAAAGCUUCGAGAUCAGCACAGGAUCCGGUUGCGCAACUUUUUGAUUUGGGUAAUAUGGUUGUGAGAAACACAAAUGAUGAAGUUAAAGCAGAGAAUUUGUUAUGGCAGAGUUUUGAUUAUCCGGGGAACACGCUUUUACAGGGAAUGAAGCUUGGGAAGAACUUCUUAACUGGUCAAGAAUGGUACAUCUCUUCGUGGAAGAGCGAUGAUGAUCCAGGUGAAGGUGCGUUUACAUUCGUGCUUGAUACGCGUGGAUACCCACAAAUGUUUCUGAGGAAGGGUACUGCUGACUACUUGUAUGGGUCUGGACCAUGGAAUGGUCUCCGCUUUAGCGGGAUUUCAGACUCAAACCUGAUUUUCAGAUUCAACUACGGUUUAAGACUCAAUUAUGAUCACAAUACGGAGGAGGUUCACUACACUUUCGAUGUCCCCAACGCCUCGGUUGCUACGAGGACCAUGUUGAGUAGUGAAGGAUAUGUAGGGCAAUGGACAUGGGUUGAUCAAACCCGCGGUUGGAUCACUAUGGCGAGAGCACCGGAGGCUGGCUGUGACAUGUACGCAUCCUGUGGCUCAUACGGUAUCUGUAACAUUGGUAACACUUCAAUGUGCGGGUGUUUGGAUAAGUUUGUGCCGGUGAACCCAAGAGAGUGGGAACUUGGUGAUUGGUCAAAUGGGUGUGUUAGGAGGACGCCUUUGGGUUGCCACGAGGGUGGAGAAGAUGGGUUUGUCAAGUAUUCAAGGGUCAAAUUGCCCGACACACGGAACUCAUCAUUCGACAUAAGGAUGAGCCUUGAAGAAUGUUGGAGAACGUGCUUGGGAAACUGCACUUGUACCGCUUAUGCAAAUCUGGACAUACGCGAGGAAGGAAGUGGUUGCUUGCUAUGGUUUGGUGACAUGAUUGAUAUUAAAGAAUUCAUCGAAGGAGGCGGGCAAGACAUCUAUGUGAGGAUGGCAUCCUCUGAAUCAGGAUAUGUGAAUCCCACACCCAGAGGUAGAAGUGUGAGGUGGAAAUGGAUCAUCACAACACUUGCAGUUUCCAUAACCCUGCUGACUACAGCCUUCUUUUACUGUAUUUUGAGGAGAAAGUUACAAAAGAAUGCAGGGAAGGACUUGUUGUCAUAUGAUCUUGGGACAAGCAUUGGGGCUGGCAACAGCACACUAACUCAAUCCAGUAAGAGUCUAAAUAGUGGAAAGAAGGAAGUAGAUUUACCAUGGUUCAACUUUGCCAGUGUAUCUGCUGCUACUGAUAGCUUCUCUGAUGCAAAUAAGCUCGGAGAGGGUGGUUUUGGACCUGUUUACAAGGGAAAGUUACAAAGAGGACAUACGGUGGCUGUGAAAAGACUUUCCACAAAAUCUGGACAAGGAUUGGAGGAAUUUCAAAAUGAGGCAAUGCUCAUAGCAAAACUUCAACACAAGAAUCUUGUGAGACUACUGGGCUGUUGUAUUGACAGAGAUGAAAAAAUUUUGAUCUAUGAGUACAUGCCCAACAAAAGCUUGGAUUUCUUCCUUUUCGAUCCGAUCAAGCACGGGAUACUACAUUGGGAGUUGCGCCUUAAAAUUAUCGUAGGAAUUGCUCAAGGGAUUCUCUAUCUUCAUGAGUAUUCAAGGUUACGAAUUAUCCACAGAGAUUUAAAAGCUAGCAACAUUCUCUUGGAUAAAGACAUGAACCCAAAAAUAUCCGAUUUUGGGAUGGCAAGAAUUUUUGGAGGCAACGGAUCACAAGCAACAAAUCGAAUUGUUGGCACUUAUGGCUACAUGUCCCCAGAAUACGCCUCAAGAGGUCUUUUCUCAAUCAAAUCUGAUGUUUUCAGCUUUGGAGUACUGUUGUUGGAGAUUCUAAGUGGCAAACGGAACACAAGCUUCUAUGACAGUCACUCCCUCAAUCUUCUAGGAUAUGCAUGGGACUUGUGGAAGAGUGGCAGGGCACAGGAUUUAAAAGAUCCGAUAUUAGAAGAUAUAUCUUCCACAAAUACACUGCUGAGAUACAUAAAUAUAGGGCUGCUUUGCGUUCAAGAAAGUGCAGCCGAUAGGCCAACCAUGUCUGAUGUUGUAUCAAUGCUCAGUAACGAAGCUUCCUUUCUCCCAUCUCCAAAGCAACCUGCAUUUUCAUUUAGUAUGAGCGUCCUAGAUCAAUCUCCACACAAACACCCCGAAAUAUGUUCAGAGAAUGAUAUGACAAUGUCAAUUUUGGAUGCACGAUGACGGGUCAUAACUACAAUGUUAUUUCUUAAGAGGAAGGUCGUAAUUCUUAAGUUCGUGUCUCCUUUUGUAAGCUUGUUGUCCUUGGAAAUCCACCGGAGAGUCUGGUUUUCAUGUAAAACUUUCCCUCCUUGGAACUAGUUUGUGCCAUGUUGUGUAAUUAUUGUGGUGGUGUUUCUGAUGUAUAGUUGUGGUUCUUCUUGGGGUUGUGCUUGCCAUUGUGGUUGAGGAACUGUCACGGGGGUUGACGUUGUUGUGUGUGCAAUGCCUCUCGACGGAAAAAGAAAA
Messenger RNA from Rhododendron vialii, 3186 nucleotides. Its product is annotated as G-type lectin S-receptor-like serine/threonine-protein kinase At4g27290. The record is from RefSeq and is a predicted model, not a curated record. Bases 355 to 2901 code for a protein of 848 amino acids. NCBI's taxonomy places the organism in Eukaryota, Viridiplantae, Streptophyta, Magnoliopsida, Ericales, Ericaceae. The transcript has 7 exons. Gene Ontology annotation, biological process: recognition of pollen; protein phosphorylation. Gene Ontology annotation, molecular function: ATP binding; protein serine/threonine kinase activity.